GUGCACGGGUGCUGAUCAAGGACUGAAUAUAGGUCUUUGUAUUGGAUAGGCAGAUGUGACCACGGAAGUGUCUGGCUUGUAAUUAUUUGUGUGUUUGACUGAGAACUCAGAGGUGAAAAUCUUCAUAAUAAUUCUUAGCCAACACAGCCAAGAGCUUCGACUGGUUUGGACUUUUAUGUCAACGGAAUGGUUUACCAUGUUCCAUUAUUGGGGAUUCCUUGUUGCUGGUGAUGGGUGAGCGUGAAAAAAUACAGCUUCACUUGCACCUCAUAGGCUCCUCUUUAGCCCACUGUGCUGAAGACCAGAGGUUCUGCCUGAUCAGGAGUCUCUGUUAGCAGUUCAAGUUGGCUGGAGAAUGGAAGGGGUUGAGUUUAAGGAAGAGUGGCAAGAUGAAGAUUUUCCAAGGCCCCUGCCAGAGGAUGAUCCUGUUGAGUCUGAUGCAUUGGCUGCAGCUGGAACAGAAAGUGAAGCCAAUACAGAGGGUAAUGGAACCAAAUUGAGGAAGAAACUAAUGGCUCCAGAUAUUAGCUUAACUUUGGAUCCCAGUGAGGACUCUGUUUUGUCUGAUGACUUGGAUGAGAGUGGAGAGAUUGAUUUGGAUGAUUUAGAUAUUCCUUCAGAAAAUAGCAAUGAAUUUGAAUGGGAAGAUGAUCUUCCAAAACCAAAAACUACUGAUGUUGUUAGGAAAGGAUCACUGGCUGAGUACGCUGCGGCAGAGGAGAAGGAUGACGGUCGGCGCUGGCGAAUGUUCAGGAUUGGAGAACAGGACCACAGGGUGGACAUGAAGGCAAUUGAACCGUACAAAAAAGUUAUCAGUCACGGUGGUUAUUAUGGUGAUGGGUUAAACGCCAUUGUUGUGUUUGCUGUUUGUUUCAUGCCUGAGAGCAGCCAGCCUAACUACAGAUACCUAAUGGACAAUCUAUUUAAGUAUGUAAUUGGCACUUUAGAGCUGUUAGUAGCAGAGAACUAUAUGAUAGUUUACCUGAAUGGUGCAACAACACGGAGAAAAAUGCCAAGUUUAGGCUGGCUUAGGAAAUGUUACCAGCAAAUUGACAGAAGGUUAAGGAAAAAUCUGAAAUCGUUGAUCAUAGUUCAUCCUUCCUGGUUCAUCAGAACACUCCUGGCUAUCACAAAACCUUUUAUUAGUUCAAAAUUCAGCCAAAAAAUUAGGUAUGUCUUUACCCUGGCAGAACUAGCUGAACUCAUCCCCAUGGAAUACGUUGGCAUCCCAGAAUGCAUAAAACAGUAUGAAGAAGAAAAGUUUAGAAAGAAACAGAAAAGAGUUGACCAAGAGCUGAAUGGAAAACAAGAGCAGAAAAGUGAACAGUAAGUUUGGAGUCCAAACAAGACUGAAGAAUACGCAGAUGGAACGAUGCCGUUUGUGCUCCAUUACAGUGCAUUCUCUGUGUGUAUGUAUUAUAUAAUCUGUUGCAAAAGGUGCUUUGGACUAGCACACAAUGAACUGCUUACUGCUGUAUUGGUUUGUCUUGACUUUAAUUGCUGUUUAUGUAAUCGUUUUAUACUGCUAAAUGGCAAAGAACCCUAUGUUUUCAGAGGAUGUUCUUGCAACUGUUUAUCUAAAUGAUGCAUGUUCUUCAGUAAAAUAUUUAUAUACCUAAAUGUUAAAGGAAAGAGAUAAUAUAUAUAUUUUUAUGACUGAGCAAUAUAUUGUGUGUACCUGCUGAAGGAAUUCAUUUGCAGGUAGACAAGGCCAUAAGUUACUUGUUAUUGUAUAAAUCUGUUUUGCUGUAAAUGGUCAAGUGCAUUUCUUUGUUGUCAUAAAAACUUGUUUGGAUAUUAACAAUCACAUUAACUUGGCUUUCACAAAUACAGAGAUCCAUAUUUUUGUUCACUCACCUUAUACGAGCUCACUCCUUUACCUCACUAGAGUGAGCUUCAGCUUUGGUGUCUUUCCGUUCUGCAUCGUUUAGGGUGCAGGACUGCAGUUCUGUGGGUGGCAGUUUGUUGGCCACGAGGUUUAAGCCUAAGCCACAAAAGCUGAACUGUCUGACUGGUAAGAUACCAGACCUUUUUCUGUUGAAGUUGUGAAUUUAGAUUCUGCUUCAGUAUGUCAAGACUGUCUCAGCUAGCAGUAGGAAAUGAGUUCAUUGCAGUUCUUCAUGGAUGAAUCUUGAUUGUUACUGGUAGGAACUCUGGUCACGCUCAGUAGAACUAGGGAGCUACACAGGUAUUCUGGCCACAAUACCAUUUUUGGGGCAGAAAUAUGGUAAGUCUUACCAUUUUUUAGUCUUAUGCUACCUGUGUCAUUCUUGUAGAUGAAACAUCUAUUUCUAAAGCUGUUAGGCACAUGAUCCCAGCACUAAUUUAUCUUUUAAGAAGUGUUUUAAAGGUUGAGGUGUUUUCACUCCCUGCAGUGGUGGUAAAUCUGUGUCUGUAAGGGGUUUUCUUGGACACGUAACUGGUGUGUAUAGGUUUACUGGGACAACAGUAAUACACUGGUUGAUACAUUGUAAAAGUUUGUAACAUAUUUUGAUAAACAUUGCAUUUUCCAUGUAAGGGCAGGUGUAUGCAAAUAAAUUCAUUCAGGAGUUGAGCAAUAUGUUGUAGCAAGUAUAUUAAAUCUUUGCUUUUGGUGUUUAUUGUGCUCACAAUUUUGUUUUAAUGCCAAAAAAUACCACUUUUUAACUGUAUUUAAUGCUACGCAGUUACCUUAUUUAAAAAAAAAAAAGUUAUGUUCAACCAGAUUACUACCUGACACUGAUAAUCAGCAGCGUGAGAUAUUCUCUGGUCAAGACUUGCCAAGUAACAAUUGAUCCGCUGUCUCCAGUGAUGCCUGUAUAGACUCUGAGUGAGUAUGGAUGUCAGGUGAGGGAAAACCGUUCAUGUCUCUGGGAGUUUAUUUAAGUCUGCGGUUCAGAUACUUUUCAUCUCAAGAUCUAAGUCCUUUUGUUGCAGUAGUUUCUGUAUCAGAGUUUCAAGGAGAUUGAUAGGCAGGAUGUAUUCACACAACAGGCAAUACCAAUGCCAAGCUGCCUUCCAUCAAUUCCAUCAGGCUUGGAUCUUGCUCUGAAAGCAGAAUGCAAAUGCACUUUUUUUGGGGCUGUCUUAUCUCCUGCUUCAAUUUUCACCUUGACUCAGAUUAAUGUAAAGUUCAAGUCAGUACAUGGAGCUCUUGCAGCCUGUUUACUUCUGAUACUUUGACAGUGUGGUCUGCAUCACGCAAAUCUUAUUUUUACUGGGUUUGCAUGUGUCCUAAGCUAAACAGAAAGCAUUCUGAUUAUCUCCUUUCCAUUUUUUCCUAACUGGUAAAAGGAUUAGUCCCAGUAAAAUUAUAUUCUUAAUGGAGGGAUUGUAGCUGUCCGUGUCCUGUGGGUUCCCGUGUGUAUAGUGCAGUACAGAGCAGCCGUCCCUCUGUUUAUGCCACAUUUACCAAAUGAUGGGAUUGUUACUGUGCUUCCUGGUGGCCAAGCAUUCUACAGUUUCAUGCCGCAGCAGUAUGAUUUCUUUUGGAAAUGUGUAUGUGCUUGUAAAUGGUUUCUUUCUCUAGUAUAAGUUGUUUUGAAUGAGUAUACAGUACAACAGUUGUUCUCUCUAUAAAGAUAUGCAGCUUGAGAAAGAAGUGUACUAAAGAAUUAUUCCCCUCUGACUUCCUGCAGCUCAUCCUUUAGUGGUGAGGUGGAUGUUUACAAAAAGCAAAGUGGUCCCAAAGCUAUGGAUAAUGUUUUGUCAAACUUAACUUUUUUGAAAUUUAUAAUAUAAUGUAAUAUAUUUUAAUAUUUAAAAACCUGAAAAGUUGGAAUGUCUUACUUAAAUAAAACUUAUUUCAAGAAAUAAUUUGAAUCACUUUGUGAUAAGAUAGAGUAUUGUAGGGAAUUCACCUUUCAAUGGCACUUCCUUCUAAAAGUAAGUAAUUUUGCUAAAUUUGGUGAGCCCUGUCAAAAAAAAUGCAUGUGUCACUGAUUUACCUCUGAUUUGGAGGUCUCAUUAGUUCAUAUAUAUUUGUAUAUGUAGUAAUAAGUCAUUACCUAUCUCAUUAUUGCUCUCCACAACUGAAAUAGAGAUGUUUGGGCCAGUGGCCACUCAGUGUGACAUUUCCUAAUGAUUUCUGCAACAGCGUAAAUUCAGAAGUGGCAAAGAGAUUCUGGACAAAGUGUCAUUAAAAACUGAUGUGAGAAGA
This is a messenger RNA of Hirundo rustica (Barn swallow), 4138 nucleotides long. It is a transcript of the gene BNIP2, whose product is annotated as BCL2 interacting protein 2. The coding region runs from base 356 to 1330 and encodes 324 amino acids. The transcript is spliced from 12 exons. Gene Ontology annotation, cellular component: cytoplasm. Gene Ontology annotation, biological process: apoptotic process. Lineage: Eukaryota; Metazoa; Chordata; Aves; Passeriformes; Hirundinidae. The record is from RefSeq and is a predicted model, not a curated record.